AUGAGCGGCCAUAUUAACGUAAUCUCAAAGGGUCAACAACCAUCCGGCCUUGGUGGUAACCAACCAGGUGGAGAUGGAAAAGAUGACAAGUCUAAGAAGAAGGAUAAGCCAAAGUACGAACCACCACCAAGACCAACAACUAGAAUCGGUCGCAAGAAGCGUAAGGCUGCCGGUCCAAAUGCCUCAGCAAAGUUACCAGCUGUCUAUCCGACGUCUCGAUGCAAACUCCGAUAUCUUCGAAUGCAACGAAUUCACGAUCAUUUGCUCCUCGAAGAAGAAUAUGUUGAGAAUCAGGAACGUUUGAGAAAGGCCAAGGCUGUAAAGGAAGGAACAGCAGCACCCGCCAACGCUGGUGGUGAUGCAGAUGCCGUUGACAGAAAUGCCGAUGAAAGAGGUCGUGUUGAUGAUAUGCGUGGUAGUCCAAUGGGUGUUGGAACUUUGGAGGAAAUGAUUGAUGAUGAUCAUGCUAUCGUUUCAAGUACCACUGGACCGGAAUACUACGUCUCCAUCAUGUCUUUUGUUGACAAAGAUCUCUUGGAGCCAGGUGCAAGUGUAUUGCUGCAUCAUAAAUCCGUUUCGAUUGUUGGUGUUCUUACUGAUGAUACGGAUCCUUUGGUUUCAGUGAUGAAGCUCGACAAAGCUCCAACGGAGUCUUACGCAGAUAUUGGUGGUCUCGAGUCGCAGAUUCAAGAAGUGCGAGAAUCCGUCGAAUUACCUUUGUUACACCCCGAAUUAUAUGAGGAGAUGGGUAUCAAGCCUCCCAAGGGUGUUAUUCUCUAUGGUGCGCCAGGUACCGGAAAGACUUUAUUGGCAAAGGCGGUUGCAAAUCAGACGAGUGCAACAUUCUUGCGAAUUGUUGGUAGUGAGUUGAUUCAGAAGUACUUGGGUGAUGGACCUAGACUUGUUCGACAACUUUUCCAGGUUGCCGCCGAAAAUGCACCAUCCAUCGUCUUCAUUGAUGAAAUCGACGCGAUCGGUACUAAACGUUACGAAUCCACAUCCGGUGGAGAACGUGAAAUUCAAAGAACUAUGUUGGAGCUUCUUAAUCAACUUGAUGGUUUCGACGAUCGUGGAGAUGUUAAGGUUAUCAUGGCUACAAAUAAGAUUGAUACUCUCGACCCUGCUCUCAUUCGUCCGGGACGUAUUGAUCGAAAAAUUCUCUUCGAGAAUCCUGAUCAACAUACUAAACGCAAGAUCUUCACUCUUCACACAUCUAAGAUGUCGUUGAACGAAGAUGUCGAUUUGGAAGAAUUCAUUAACCAAAAGGAUGAUCUUUCCGGUGCUGAUAUCAAGGCGAUCUGUUCCGAGGCUGGUUUGAUGGCAUUGAGAGAGCGUAGAAUGCGUGUCCAAAUGGCUGAUUUCAGAGCUGCAAGAGAACGUGUCUUGAAGACAAAGAGUGAGGGCGAGCCUGAAGGUUUGUACUUGUAG
Botrytis fragariae is the source of this 1428-nucleotide messenger RNA. RefSeq names its product putative 26s protease regulatory subunit 4 protein. The transcript is spliced from 3 exons. NCBI's taxonomy places the organism in Eukaryota, Fungi, Ascomycota, Leotiomycetes, Helotiales, Sclerotiniaceae. Gene Ontology annotation, biological process: proteasome-mediated ubiquitin-dependent protein catabolic process. The record is from RefSeq and is a predicted model, not a curated record. Gene Ontology annotation, cellular component: proteasome regulatory particle, base subcomplex. Bases 1 to 1428 code for a protein of 475 amino acids. Gene Ontology annotation, molecular function: ATP binding; ATP hydrolysis activity; proteasome-activating activity.